GCCUCAGCCUGAACGACUGCUUGCCUGUGAAGAGGGUCACGCUCGACCGGCUGCAUCGGAACCAUGUGUGACCAGCAGCAGAUCCAGUGCUGCCUGCCGCUACCACAGUGCUGCAUCAAGGGUCCCUCCUUCUGCUCCUCUCACUCUCCGUUUGCCAACAGCCAAGUGGUGGUUCAAGCCCCUUGUGAGAUGCAAAUUGUGGAGUGCCCUGUAUCAUGCCCAGUUCAAGUUUGCCAGGUGACAGACCAGGCUCCAUGUCAGUCUCAGACCACGCAGGUGAAGGGCCAGUCGAAGACCAAGCAGGCGAAGGGCCAGGCUCCAUGUCAGCCUCAGACCACCCAGGCGAAGGGCCAGGCUGCAUCCCAAACUCAGAUUUCCUCUGUUCAAAGUCAGGCUCCACGCCAGUCUGAGGUGUCCUACGUGCAAUGCGAAGCCUCACACCCUGUUCAGACUUGCUUUGUAGAAUGCGCUCCAGUUUGUUACACGGAAACUUGUUAUAUGGAUUGCCCAGUCCAGACCUAUGUACCCUGGACAGCUCCUCAGCCUGUCCAGAUGUAUGUGGAGCGUCCUGCGGUGUGCCAGUCUCAGAGAUUCUCCACCCAGUGUCAGUAUCAAGGCUCCUAUAGCAGUCGUGGGCCCCAGUUUCAGUCAAGGGCUACCUACAACAACUGCACCCCCCAAUUCCAAUCGAGGCCAUACUACAGCAACUAUGGCCCCCAGUAUCAGUCCCGGCCUUCAUUUAGCCCCUGUGCACCCCUGCGCCAGACCCAGGGCUCCUACGGGAGCUUCCCGGCACAGCGCCGGUCUCGGAGCACCAGCAGAUGCCUUCCCCCUCCUCGGCGGCUGCAGCCUUUUCCCCGAAGCUGCUCUCCACCAAGACGCUUAGAGUUCUGCUCCAGCAGCUACCUGCCGUCAAGACCCUCUGAAGGUUUCCCUAACUACUGCACCCCACCCCGCCGCUCUGAGCCCAUCUAUGACAGCCGCUGUCCUCGACGUCCCACUUCGAGCUGUCCUCAGAGGCGUGGCCCCAAGUGCCGAAUCGAGAUUUCCUCCCCCUGCUGCCCCAGGCAGGUUCCCCCACAGAGGUGUCCUGUUGAGAUCCCUCCCAUCAGACCCCGCUCCCGGAGCUGUGGCCCGCAGCCCUCCUGGGGUGCCUCCUGCCCGGAGCUGAGGCCACAGGUACAGCCACGUCGGCUUCCAAGCUACUGUCCACCACGACGUCUUGACCAGUAUCCGGAGUCACCGCUGCAGCGAUGUCCACCUCCUGCUCCACGUCCACGUCUGCGCCCAGAACCAUGCCUAAGUCCGGAGCCACGCCCGCGUCCUCUACCAAGGCAACUUUCAGAACCUUGUUUGUAUCCGGAACCACUUCCAGCACCACGUCCAACACCGCGGCCAGCUCCUCGUCCUCGCCCAGCGCAGCGUGAGAUUCCGGAGCCACGUCCAUGCCUGCAGCCCUGGGAGCGCCCAGAGCCUUGUCCGCGGCCAGAGCCAAUUCCCCUGCCUGCGCCCUGCCCAAGCCCCGAGCCCCUCAGGGAGCCUUGGCGCAGCCCCAGCCCAUGCUCAGGCCCAAAUCCGAUUCCAUACCCAAGAGACCUAGGCUGUCACGAGUCUAGUCCACACCGCCUAGACACCGAAGCUCCCUGCUGUGGCCCAACCAGUUAUAACCAGGGGCAAGAGAGUGGUGCUGGCUGUGGGCCUGGUGAUGUGUUUCCAGAGCCAAGGGGACAGCGUGGCUGUGAAGACCAAAGCAAUGCCUGUGCUGGAGUGAAAGGUGAACCCAACAGUGCUUUUUUCUAAAGGAAAGGUGACUGAGACCACCCUGUCUCCUGCUCUGAAAAUGUUCCUCCUAUUCCGCAAUUUUUAGUGGGCUCCUGUUUGAAUCUCUCCAAAGAUAUUCAGAGACUCCCUACCACAAAGGGGGUGUCCAAACUGCUUUGCCUAUCAUCCAGAGAUCCACACCUGGGUCUCAGAUGCCUCCUCACGUGGCACUCCCCGCCUGUACAUAUCCUUAGCUCUAGCCAGACUAGUCCAGCCACCAGGCACAGCUUGGGCGUUCCCCAUGUCAUACCUUAAAUGUCCCUGCCUCCAAGCCUCUGCUCACUCUUUCCUGCCUGCCCGGACCACUUCUCUCCUCCUGAAAUCCAAUCCAUCUUUCAGUGCCUCUGUCUUGGAGCCUUCUUUGAUUGCUCCCACUCACAAGAGCCUGUGCUGACUUCCUAGAACUCUGCAUCCUCCACACUAUCUACUUGGCAACUGGCUGGUGACAUCUCUUGAAUUGUUAUUUCACUUUUCGGGUGUGUCUUCCUUAUCUGCCCACCUAGGUUGUAAACUCCCAACUGAGUGGAGUCAGAAAAUCCCUGCAUCUCACUGCCUGUCCUGGGGCUGCCUGUUGCUUAGCGAGGCUUGUGGGUUGGCAGCUUGAAUCAUGUUCUGUCCUGAUGCUCAACUGCAGGAACUGAGAGAAGGCCACGUGACAAUAAAGAUCGUGAUGUACUCAC
Saimiri boliviensis boliviensis (Bolivian squirrel monkey) is the source of this 2501-nucleotide messenger RNA. It is a transcript of the gene KPRP, whose product is annotated as keratinocyte proline rich protein. NCBI's taxonomy places the organism in Eukaryota, Metazoa, Chordata, Mammalia, Primates, Cebidae. The record is from RefSeq and is a predicted model, not a curated record.